CAUUGCAUAUAAACAUCUCAGAGCUUGCUUCAAAAUAACUCUCUUAUAAAUAGACCGCUGACUAUCCAAACGGGGAUUUCCUUUGAUACCCAGUGCACAGCAGUGAUUGUGUAACAACCAGAGAGCUGCAGACCAGACGCCGAGAGAGGAAGGACGUUUAGAAGACGACAACAUCCAGAAAACUACCCUAAUGUCAGACGAUCAGCCCUCUCCAGCCUCCGGCGGCUCCUUGUGCCCAGGCUGCCAGGGUGAAGGGUCGCUGCUGCUGCCCUGCGGACACGCUCUGUGCCAGGCUUGCCUGCAGCAGUGUCGGGACGAGCUCGGGCAGGACGGGCCGGGCUGUACCGAGUGCUACGGCCGCGAGCUGCUGGACAGCGUGCUGAAGGGGCUGCUCGACUCACUGUUUCAAGGGCAGCCGCGGCGGGCGGGAAACGGCGGGGAGGCCGGAGAGACGGCGGAGGAUGGAGAUCUGUGCAGACAGCAUAGAGAGAGACUGAAUCAGUACUGCAUGGAGGACGAGGAGCUGAUCUGUGAUCAGUGUCAGGGAGAGGAACAUGAAGAUCACGAGUGCAGCUCUAUAGAAGAGGCCACACAAGAGUGUAAGAGGGAGUUGAGAGCAGCUCUCAGACCCCUGCAGGAGAAACUGGAGAUGUUAAGCACAGCCAAGCAAACCUGCCAGGAAACUUCAGAACACAUCAGGAGACAGGCCCAGAACACAGUGCGUCUGAUAAAGGAGAACUUUGAAAAGCUCCAUCAGUUCCUGCACGAUGAGGAGAUCUCCAUGCUGAGAGCUCUGAGCGAGGAAGAGGAGCAGAAGAGCCAGAAGACGAAGGAGAAGAUUGACAAACUGACAGAUGAGAUCAUGACCUUAAGAGAAACCAUUAGUUCGACAGAAGAGGCCAUGAGCGCUGAAGACAUGGUGUUUCUGAAGAACUACAAGAAGACUUCAGAACGGAUGGACUCCACCGUUCCGGAUCCAGUGGAAAUCUCCGGAGCUUUGAUUGAUGUGGCCAGACACAUCGGCUCACUCAGGUUCAGAGUGUGGGAGAAGAUGCAGACCGCCGUCACGUACACUCCCGUGAUCCUGGACCCCAACACCGCCGACGUCUGCGUGGCUCUGUCCGACGACCUCACCACCAUCCGCUACACAGAGGAAGACCAGCAGGUCCCGGACAACCCCGAGCGCUUCUGCUUCUACGAGUGCGUCCUGGGCUCCGAGGGCUUGGGCUCCGGUCGGCACAGCUGGGACGUGGAGGUGGGCGACUGCAGCGAGUGGGCUCUGGGGGUGGUGAGAGAAAGCGCUCAGCGCAAAGAGUGGUUCCCGCCGAGCCCCGAGCGUGGCAUGUGGACCAUCUGUCUGUACGGAGGAGAGUAUCGCGCGCGGACGGCCAGCAGCGCUCCUCUGACGCUCAAGAAGAAACCUCAGAAGAUUCGGGUUCAGCUGGACUGGGAGGCCGGCAGAGUCAUGUUUUCAGACGCCGGGGACAACUCUCUGCUCUACAAGUACAAGCAUAAGUUUACCGAAAAAGUGUUUCCGUAUUUCUCCAACACGUGUAAAAGACAUCCGCUGCGUGUUUUAGCGGAGAAGGUGUCUGUGUACACGGAGUGAUUCAACAGACAUUUCAUUAUCAACACUUUCCUGAAGGAGUUCAAGAAUGACUUAAAGAGAUGCACCACCCGUCAAAAUAAGGAGUCUCUUCUGCUCAACAAGCCUGCAAUUAUUUGAUAAAAAGUAAGGCUCAAACAAUACAACAAAACAAUUUAGACAUUUUUAUUUAUUUUAAUUACAAAUUAUACACACACAUACACACACACACAUAUAUAUAUUCAUUCAAAUAGAAAACAGUCAUUAAUGCAAUUUUAAAGUUGAAUUGUGCAAUUUUAAAAGCCAGAAAUAGUUCUUAUAUUAGGAUUUGCUGUUCAAGAAAUAUUGAUAUAAUUUUGUAACAUUAUACAUGUAUAUAAAUAUAUGUAUAAUGUUUCCAAAAGCUUUUUAUGGUGUGAUGAUGUUUGAUGGCAUUUAGCUCUACAGGAAUGAAUUGCAUUUAAAAUAUAUUCAAAUAGUUGUACUGCUUUUUUACUGCAGACCCUAUUUUGGAUCCAAUAAAUGCAGGCUUGUUACUUUAGAAAACAUUAGAAAUCUAAAUGUACAAAAGCUUGUUAAUGAUAAGAAAUGUUAGCCUGAAGACUGGAGCAGAAGACUGUCAUCACAGGUAGAAAUGACAUUUUAUAAUAUAAUAAUAUAAUAACGUUGAAAACAGUAGUAUUAUAUUAGUAACAUUGAAGCUGUAAUAUUUCUAAAUAUUACUGCCGUUUUCAGUUUUUUGAGUUCAUAUCUUGUUUGAGUUCAUACUGUGUGUAUACCGUAGACUAAUUAAAUUUUUCAUGUAAAUGAAAUGAUUCAAAUGAAAUGAAUGUCUCUUUAGCUUGAAAUACACAGUAAAAAUAAAGGUGUGUUUAAGAGUAAUGUCUCGUAGGGUUUAAAUAAAGGGUCAACACAGUAAUACUGCUCAAGUAUUCUUAGUUUAACUUUUUUUCAUUCUGAAAUCAUUUUAAUAUUUAUUUUUAUUAUUAUUAGUCAUGAAAACGGUUUAAAUUUUUGCAAAAACCAGGACAUAAAGUUCAAAUAGACAUGGAAGUAGAAAUCAUAGGUAAUACUAUAAAUGUCUUUCCUGGCGCUUAAAAAUAAAUAAACAUUGACCCUAUAAUUCUGAAUGGUAGUGCAUCUGAUAAACGACAGAUUAGUAUGAGGUUUGAGAGAAUCUGUUAUGACGUGGAGUUUGAGCAUCCGAUGCUUGAUGUAGUCUCUGUGCUGAAGGUCUGAGAACGCUCUGAAUGAAGCACUGGUGACAUCUCCAGCUGUCCAGCCUCAUCAACCCCAGCCAAUGACACGCGUUCCUGGAGAAAGCAGACACUCAGAAGUCUCUUUACCUUUUCCUGUGAUCAUGACUUUGCAAACAGGAGACGUGAGCACAGAGGAGAUUACCACAUGACUGUAUCACCGUCUGCGACGUCUCACAACGGAGACUUACGCUUUAGCAUGUAAACAAGCACAGCGUGAGAUUCUGUAAGAUUCUGAAUAUUACAUUGCUUCUUACUUAAAGGAAUAUUUUACCCUAAAAUUCUCAGCCCCAAGCCUUCCGAACACAGAGAUCGGUAAUGUGGCCAUGAUUUUGAAGCUCCGUAAAUCAGACAUACCCAUCGUGAAACUAAUCUACAUCACAUGUCCUCUGAAGCAGAAUCUGAAAAAAAGAAAGUCAUAUACAGUUUCAUUUUUGGGUGAACUAUUCCUUUAAUAAUAAUGCAGUAGAAAUCUGCUUUUUAAAAUAGUGGGUAAAAGAAUCAUUUUGCAACAAUAAAGUUUACAAACAGUU
Molecule: messenger RNA, 3374 nt
Organism: Puntigrus tetrazona (Sumatra barb)
Lineage: Eukaryota; Metazoa; Chordata; Actinopteri; Cypriniformes; Cyprinidae
Product: E3 ubiquitin-protein ligase TRIM39
Exons: 6
Coding region: 191-1609 (472 amino acids)
Molecular function (GO): zinc ion binding; protein binding
Source: RefSeq, a predicted model, not a curated record